This is a messenger RNA of Acipenser ruthenus (sterlet), 2210 nucleotides long. RefSeq names its product peroxisomal membrane protein 11A-like. The coding region runs from base 343 to 1083 and encodes 246 amino acids. Gene Ontology annotation, biological process: regulation of peroxisome size; peroxisome fission. Gene Ontology annotation, cellular component: peroxisomal membrane. The record is from RefSeq and is a predicted model, not a curated record. NCBI's taxonomy places the organism in Eukaryota, Metazoa, Chordata, Actinopteri, Acipenseriformes, Acipenseridae. The transcript has 3 exons.
UUUUAAGAAUAAGGACGAUUAGAUAUUUCAGAAUGGUCAACUGUAUUGAAUAUGUUUUUUUUUGUUUGAUUGGUUUUUUUUUCUGUUGUUGAAGCAGCAGAGAUGAUCUUUGUUUCACACGUUUCAAGGUGAAAGGGCACAAUUGGUUUCCUAGUUGUUUUUUCUGGUCUGUCAAACAAGGUCCACACGCUCAUUUUGUAUAGGUAUUUCACGUUAAACUCGCCUAUUGUAAAUUAUUUCUCUCUCUCUGUAGAUAAAAAAAAAAAAAAACACACUAAGAUAUCACUUUCGUAAGUUUUGCUGAAUUUGUAUAGUGUGCAGGUGCAGCGGUUUAAUAUAAUUAUGGAAUGCUUUAUAACUUUUACCAACCAGAGCCAAGGCAGAGACCGCAUAUUCCGAGCCGCUCAGUAUGGAUCUGCCUUGUUUGUUUAUUUAUUGAAAAACAAAUCUGGAAGACAGAAACUGAUCAAAAAGCUACAGAGCCUGGAAUCCAACAUGAGCACAGGAAGGAAGUUGUUCAGACUGGGAAACACAGUCAGUUCGAUCGAUGCAGCCAAACGCACCAUGCAUCUUGAAGACCCAAUGCUGCGUUUGUGCUUGACGGUGGCCAAUUUGAAUCGCUCCCUGUAUUUCUUGUGUGACAACAUACUGUGGGCAAGAAGUAUCGGGCUGGUUACUGACAUGGACAAGGAGAAGUGGAGCGUGCGGGCCUCCCGCUGUUACUUUGUCUCCUUGCUCAUGAACCUGACCCGGGACCUGUACGGAAUCUACCGGGCAAUGGAGCGGGAGGCUCAAGACAAGCAGUAUCGACAGAAGGUGAGCCAGCACUGCAGUGACAGCAGAGAUGUGGCGUGCAUGGCAGUCCUGGAUCUCCAGGCUUUCCUCCUGCUGCUGUAUCACAGCCUGAGACGCAACCCCUCUAUCCUGCUGGACACGGCGAAGAAUGUGUGUGACCUCUUCAUUCCCAUGGACAGGCUCGGCAUUUAUAAAACAAACCCCGGAGUGGUGGGCUUGUGUGGACUGAUGUCCUCUAUUUUAGGAAUCCUUGCACUCGUAAAACCAAGCUUCAAACUGAAGCCUUAACAUUGGAAGCAGUGAUUAGGUAUCAUGAAGCUGAAUAUGUACGGUUUGUGAUAUUGCAAAAGUUGCACAGUUAUUAUUGAUAGAUGAUAGAUACAAAGAAGUAGAUGUGAUACCUUUUAUUGGACUAACUAAACAGUAAUUAAUCACAAGCUUUCAAUACCUCAAAGGUCUCUUUCUUGAGGUGAAAGUAGAAAUGAGAGGUUGUAUCACAUCUCCUUCUCUUUGUCUAUCCUCUCUGGACUGAUAUGGCUACCAUUUCAUCUGUUAAUACCAUACAGCAAAAGGUCUUUCUGUAACGUAACAUACAGUAAACCGCUUGGUUCUUUUUCUAUAGUACUGUGAAACAUUAAGCCUAAAUACUAUAGGACAUGCUCUGCUAUAAGCGGGUAUUGUAGGAAAUAAGCAGAACUAUUAUUAUGGUUCGAAGCAGGAAUUUAAAAUGAGGAAAUAUAGAAACUACUGUAUGUUCUAAUAAUGUACUUACCGCAUGGCAUUCCAUGGAACAUUUAGACAUUUUCUAUUGGGGGACACUGGAAUUUCUAAUACAUGUUGUAUGUUGGAAAGAAAAUAAUUUGGCCAUCAUGGGCAACAAUGGGAAUAAUUUCCACAGCUGCCCUGGACUGGUGCUAUUGCCAGCCUUGGCUUUGUAUCUUGGGGCUAUUUUACAUUGAUAUUCUGCAUGGAAUAUACCUCAGCUGAUUUGCUACCAGGGGUAUUCAAUUGAUUAUCAGACUUUGUUUGCUUUUAUUGUUAAGUUCAGAUUUAACAGGUGUAGUAAUUGCAAUUGUAUUUAAUGCUGUAGAUAUAUUUUAGUGCUAGAUGCACUCUUUGUCUAGUUCAAAGUUUAUUUAAGUCUAAUAUAUAUAUUUGUAAACAAGAGAAAGCGUUCCUAACAACUUUUGAGUAUAAAUGACCAAGCCUUUUUUUGGUAGUCUUUAGUACAUAAAAAUCUAACUAUGCAAGUAUUUUAAAGUAUGCAAAAUAAACAGUUCUAUCUGAAAAUAGAAUUAUUAUAUAUACUUAUUACACUGUGUAUUCUAUUGAGAGCCUGUGUGGCUAAGAUUCACUGAAAUGUAUGUAUGGUUAGGUGGCGUGGUUGUGAACUAAUAAAGUGUUUUUUCUUGGCU